AUGAUACUGUACAUCACUCUCGCCCUCCUCGCCCUCAUACUUUUCCACAAUUUCUACUGGAAGCGGCGCAAUCUCCCUCCCGGCCCCACGCCUCUCCCGGUGCUCGGAAACCUGCUCGAAUUGGCCCGGGAGAAUCGUUGGGAGACCAAGUUCAUCGAGUGGAAUAACAAGUACGGCUCCACUUUUACCUACUGGCUGGGCCAUCUGCCGUUCGUCGCGAUCUGCGACUACAACGACAUGGUCAAGUACUUUGUGAAGCAUGCGGACGUCUUCUCGGAUCGGCAUUACACGAAGAAUAUCGUGGAGACCAUUCGAGGUGGCCAGUAUGGGGUGAUUAUAAACAAUGGCGAUAGCUGGAGAGAGCAGCGGAGGUUUGCGUUGAAGGUGUUGAGAGACUUUGGAUUGGGCAAGAAUGAAAUGGAAGAGAGGGUAAGUUGGGUCAAAUACGGGAUUUUUAGAAGUCCCCGUUGUGUCCAAAGAUGGCAUUAGGGCACAGAGUGGACCUUGAGGAAAAAAUGAUAUGGUGAGAGGGGACAUAGGCGGAUUUUUUAAGAAUCAUUUCUUUGGUUUGCAAAAAAAUGAUGUGUUAAGAGGGGAGCAAGGCGGAUUCUUCAAGAUAAAUAUUAUUUUUUUGGCAAUCUGAAGAAAUCAUUAUUGUAAAAUCCGCCUUGGCCCGCUCUUUGCAUCUUUAUUUCUUCAAGGUACCCUCUUUGCCAAGGAGCCCUCAUCGGACCAAAUAAUUUCAACUUUUUCGACAUUUAUGCCUAUACCUACGAUAGUGGGGUUUCCACAAAAAAAUCAGUUUUUUCCGUACGAAACUGGCAAUAAUGGCCAAAAAGUUCUUUUUACAGCGAAGUACCCCAAGUUCGACGCAUAAAUUUUGAUGAAACUUGACACAAAUUUAGAAUAGUUUUUUCCAGGAGCUAUGCGAGAAUCCUAGCUCGCGCUUUGCAGAAACAACCGAGAUUUUUAGAUCGAAAGUCGGCGAAAAAUUGAGACUUUUUGCCGAAUUUUGGCACGAAAAGUUUCAUACCUAAUUCUACUGCUGAGUGUAAUGUUUCCACAAAAAAUGAAUUUUUUCCCCAGGAAUCUGGCAAACUUAUGAUAAAAAAGUGUUUUUCUCUCUGACCGCUCUCCGCGUUUUGCGUACUCUCAGCCGCAAAGAUCGCUGAAUAGCUCCGCUGCGCCUGCAAAGUGGGAACUAAAACUUUUAAGAAUUGAUACUUAGUCUAUGCCGGACUUGUGUGCAAAAUUUGAAGAAAAUCUGAGCGUCGCGCAUGGGGUACUUCCAACUUUGUUAGUUUGGAUAAAAUGAAAUGACCUAGUUUUCCAGAUCCUCCAAGAGCUCCACUUGAUGAUUGAAAAAGUGAACAAGAACUUGGACGCCGAAGAAAUUGACUUCUUCAAUUACUCGGACAUUGCUGUUGGCUCCGUGAUCAACUCCAUUCUGAGUGGAUAUCGGUUUACUGAGGUCGGUAUUUAACCUUUUCUUUCAAUUUUUCUUACUCCCCCCAAAAGUCCCACUAUUCCAGGGCAAAGAAGACGAGUUCUACAAAAUGAAGCACCUCACCACCGAGCUGAUGAAGGGCUUCACCAGUGCGCGCGCCAACUUGGCGCUGAACAACCCCGUUCUGUUCAGGGUGCCGAUUGUGAACUCCAAGGCCAACUACUCGAUCAGCGUGAUGCUGGAGUUGUUCGAGUUCCUGGACGGGCAAAUCCAGCGGCAUUUGGCGGAGAAUGACUACACUGAAGCCGCUGAGCCGCACGAUUUCAUCGACGCGUUUUUGUUGGAGCGCCAACGGCAGAUUCAGAGUGCCGGCGGCGAGGGCUACUAUCAUUUGGCGCAGUUGCGCAACGUGUGCAUGGACUUGUGGCUGGCCGGGCAGGAGACGACCAGCUCCACGAUCACCUGGAUCAUCGCCUAUUUGAUCCGCAACCCCGACGCACAGGAGAAGAUGCAGAAGGAGCUGGACGCUGUGGUCGGAAGCAAUCGGAUCAUACGGAAUGCCGAUAGAGGCGAUUUGCCCUACACAAAUGCUGUGAUUAUGGUGAGUUCAAGAGGGCUUGAAUUCUGUGCGGAGCUCACAAUUUGAAAGCCUUUUUAAAUUGCUUUCAGGAAGGCCAACGAUGCUGCAAUUUGUUGAGUCAAAAUAUCCCACGAGCCCUUCAACAGGACUUUGAAAUUAACGGAUACAAUGUGAAGAAGGGCACAAUUAUCCUGCCUCAAAUCUCGGUGCUCCUACAGAAUCCAAAGGUAGCAAAAAACCCCCCUAAAACUUCCUCCACAACCAAUAGGGUGGACAGUAAUAACCAACAAGUCUUUCAGAUCUUCCCCGAGCCCGAGAAAUUCAAUCCCGACCGAUUUAUCGCCCAGAAUGGGAAGCUGAAACAAGUGGAAGAGCUGAUUCCAUUUUCGAUCGGCAAGCGCAUCUGUUUGGGCGAGGGAAUGGCCCGAAUGGAGCUGUUCCUCUUCACCGCCAACCUCUUCAGUCAGUACAAGUUUUCGGCCGGAAAAGUCCCGCCAAGCUUGAGGAAGACGAAUGGCGCCUCCACAAUGACUGAACCAUACCAGUGCAAGGUCCAGCUGAGGCGUUAA
Bursaphelenchus xylophilus (pine wood nematode) is the source of this 2596-nucleotide messenger RNA. NCBI's taxonomy places the organism in Eukaryota, Metazoa, Nematoda, Chromadorea, Rhabditida, Aphelenchoididae. The record is from the annotation of a GenBank genome assembly.